GUCGACAUAAACAAACCAAGCAAGAAGAUGGCUGAACACUUGGUAGGCAAAAGGCGAAGGAAAAUGUCAACCUUUUCAGUAAAUUGAGGAGACCAAGACCAAGAGAUCUCCUCUCAAGGAACUGAAGAGCAAAAUAGAACUUUCAACCAUAUUGAUGAGAAAUAGCUGGAAUAGUGUAGAUGAUGAAGAAGAAAAAGUUCUCUGAGAAAUAAAUGAAGAUGACCCUGAACCAAAUCAAAUAAAUUUGGAUCUUAUAUCUCUACAACAUGAAACUGAUGAGCCCCAAUUUAAAGACCAAGCAAUCUCGACUGUAGAGCUGCUUAGCCCAGGAGGAAAACUGGAAUCUACAUCAGUAGUACAUGAUGUUAGACCAAGAAGUACCCUUUCAGCUAGGAAGAGAGCCAAGAGACCUUAUCAACAUUCUAUUUCUUCUAGUUUCAAAUAAAGAUAGAAGAAAAAUAUCCAGGAAUAGUAUUGUGCUUCGGAGCAUACCUGUACUUCGACCUUCUCCCAACAGAGGAAUUCCAGGCAAAUUUCAGCGUUCAAAUGUGAUAAAAUCCUCUGAAUUUCUUGAAGACCCCCCAAAGCCCAAGUUGCUAACUGACGAAGAGUUUAAAGAGCGGAAGGCCAAAAUAAUGGUGUUACAUAAAGAGCAAUCUAAAAGGGCUGAGAGACGCCUGAAAGAAAUAGCCAAACAAGAAGAACGCUUCAGAAAACAGGAUGAAGAAAAGAAACGAAUUGAGAAACUCAAUGAAGAAAUAAAACAAACCAUGAAGAAAGAGCGUAAGAAGCAGAUUGAAAUCAGACUUCAGAAAAGAGAUAGACAACGGUGGAAGAAGAAGCAAGAAAUCCGAAAGAUUGAUAUACGUAGCCGAAGCGUGAUGAACAGCACACCGAUGUACGUUAAAAUGCAGAAAAUGUUUGAAGACCAGUAUGUAAAACCUGAGAAGGAGAAGAAACUCAAAAGACUAAAAUUGAUUAGAUUAGACAGGAUCACGCCUAUCAAUCAUUCUGAGAUCAAACUCCACAACAAACAGUAUAAAGAGAAAUUACAGAAAAUGACUGAAGAGAAGAUGAAGAAGAGGGAGACUGAGCUAUCAGAGAAGCUUCCUUCCACGAAGCCAGACCUUUCAAACUACUUCUCCAGGCUUGUCCAAGAAAUGGAUAAAAAGAAGAAGGAAGAAGAGGCUAGGAGACAAAUUAACUUGCAAAGAUAUAAAUAAAAUCAGGAAUAAGUAUUCAGGCAUUUCAUUGUUCCGAAAACUAGGGAAAAACUUCUCUCAUAGUCCCUCCUCCGCAAGAAUGGCAAAGGCUGGGGCUUCGAAUUCAGAAUCGAGGUACUUUCAAAGUGUGAGGCUAGCAGCAAAUGAAAUUUUUGGAAGGAAAAAGCGUAUAGGCAAUGCCUUCUUGAGCGCCUUCGACGACCUGCAGCACAAGCACAAAUAAGAAAAAAGAUGAACAGAUAAAACAAAUCCUCUCAAAAAUUUUCGAGCAGUCCAGAAACGCCAAAUCCACUGACGAGAAGGUGACUCUCAGCUGGCUGAUGAAGCAAAAGACCAAGGCCUUCACCAAUAGAGCUGCUUUAGCUAAAUUUAAGAAGAAAUCUACCAAGAAAAAGCUUAAAAAGAAGAAGGAUGAGGACUCUGAGUCCUCACAGAAAGAAAAUGAGCUCGAAAGGGUAGAAAGUGAGCAAAAUGAGGAUCCUCUGAAGAAAAGUCACUCAAAAGUUAAGAAGAGAAAGAACUCCUUGAAGCUUAGUUGUGGCAGCAGGGAUAACCUGGAUGUAAGGGAUGUCAAGACAUCCACAUCUGCUGAUAAUAUUAUUCAUAAGAAUAUUAGCAUGCAUGGGAAUAGACUCUGUAUUUUUGGUGAUGAAGAUAGGAGUUCAAAAUCAGGUAAAAAUGAAAUCUUACCAAAGAGAGAUGAAACUGAAAUGUCAAAGAUCAAAGAAGAGUCCAUUCCUACACAAGCUCCUACCCAGAAUCAUCUAGUUGUAUUCAAAGAGGAUACUGAAGCGCCUAAAGAGGGAGAAAAGUUAAUGCUACAUGAGGAGAUUUCAUUAUCUCAAGCUCUUCAGCCAAAGGUUGUAAAUUUCCUGAAGCACAUUAUUGGAGGAGAGGAAACUCCGAUUCCCGAAAACCAAACUUCUUCGAAAGACUCUAAACCACCAAAAAAUAAAACUUCAAAAUCUAAUAGAAAAAAGGUGUAUUAUAGGCCUGGAUAUGAUCCCAAAUAAAGCCACAAAAAAGAUCAAGAAAAAGAGAUCUAAUAAGAAGAUAAAGUCAAGACAGCCUCCCAGCUCAGGGCCAAAGAAACCGACUAAAAGAUUAAACCCUAUGCAAAUAAGUGUUGAAAAAUUCAGUGAUGGAAUCGAUCAUUUUAACACCAAUUUUACCAGCUCUCAAUCCCGCAACGAAUUUAUAAAUAAUAAGCAACCAAAUUCACAACAGACUCCUAUCAUUUCAGAGAAAGCUCCUGUAAAGCAAGAUUCCAAGCCGCGGAGAGUCAAAAAGAAUAAACUGUUUCUGAAGAGAUUCAGACAUGUAAAGAAAGAGACAAUAAGAGACCUCCUUCCUCCUAUAUCCCCGAGCGUUGAGUCUAUAACACCUGAAAUUCAGCUACCUCCAAUCAAGAAUAAGCACAAACGGACUGAGACCCAGGAUUUGUCUCUUAAGAAGUUAGAUGAGGAGUCCUACAUGACGAAACAAAAGACUCUUAAUGCUGACCUAUCAGUGACCAGUAAGAACAAGAUUAUUGUUUUGAACAAGAAGUCCUCUAAGAAACCCUCAAAAUUCUUCCAAGAGGCUCAGAAAGCCAGCUUCAAAUCUUUUGAUAAGAAAUCUCCCAGUUGAGCUGCCCUCCUUGAGAAGAAGAAGAUUGAUCGACUAGAGCUUAAAAAUAGAGAGCAAGAGCAAAAUCUACUGGACCAAGAAAAGACUACCACAGAUGAAAAGUAUAGCACGAUUGCCAAGCGCUUGACUCUUAAUGACAAUCUAGUGAGUGAGAUUCAAAGGAAACUUUUCCUUGCACAAGAGCUUUCAUAAUUUCUGUAAUGUUAUUUCUCAA
Messenger RNA from Moneuplotes crassus, 3066 nucleotides. The record is from the annotation of a GenBank genome assembly. NCBI's taxonomy places the organism in Eukaryota, Ciliophora, Spirotrichea, Euplotida, Euplotidae.